GGGACACCGCUGAACUCUGCAGCUUUUAACACACAUACAGCUUUGCAUAUGUUCAGCUGUAGACAGUUUAUCGCCUAUAUCGCUCUUUAUUAUUUAGUUUUGAUAUAGUACGACACAACUUCGUGGCUUUAAGACAUGAGUGGACUGUCCUUAGAGGAAAGUGCUUUAUUACCCAAUGGACAAAGAAAGGUGUGUGGAGGAGAGAGCGAUUGCCGAUGCCCGGAGAAAACAGCCGCCUGUGUGCAGGCAGCUGUGGACUAGAGGACGGUGGUACCCGAGUGUUUAUUAUCCGGGAUCUGACUCCGGAGGCGCGGCGCUGAGGCAUGGGCUGCGCUCCCAGUAUCCACGUCUCUCAGAGCGGGGUGAUCUACUGCCGAGACUCGGACGAAUCCAACUCCCCCCACCAGACCACCACCAUCUCUCAGGGCACCGCAGCCACGUUACACGGGCUCUUCAUCAAGACCGAUGCGGCCGAGACCAUCCCAUCUGUCCUCACCUACCAGAGCCGCCACUCGCGGAACAACUCCUGCCGGGAUCGGAAGGAGAACAGCGGCGGACACAUCCGCAUCGAGGCCGAGACGCAGACCAGCCACACCAGCGUCAAGGUUUCAGCUACAGAAGAAUGUGUAGGACCGAUGAAACUGACUCAAGAGCCCAUUCAGGUCCUGCUCGUUUUCGCCAAGGAGGACAGCCAGAGCGAUGCCUUUUGGUGGGCCUGCGACCGCGCCGGGUUCAGGUGUAACAUCGCACGCACCCCCGAGUCCGCCGUAGACUGUUUCCUGGACAAGCACCAUGAGAUCAUAGUCAUCGAUGGACGCCACUCACGCUACUUUGAGCCCGAAGCUGUAUGCAGGUUGAUCCGCGCCACAAAGCCCUCUGAAAACACAGUUAUUCUGGCCGUGUUAGAACAGCAACCGGCUGACCAGGAGGAGCCAUCUGUUCUUCCUCUCCUCUGUGCCGGAUUCAGCAGAAGGUUUGUGGAGAACAGCAGUGUGUCAGCCUGCUAUAAUGAGCUCAUACAGAUUGAACAUGGAGAGGUGCGCUGCCAGUUUAAACUCAGAGCUUGUAAUUCCGCCUUCACUGCUUUGGAGCACUGCCAAGAGGCUGUGGAGAUCACCAGUGAAGAUCACAUCAUACAGUACGUGAACCCAGCGUUUGAGCGGAUGAUGGGCUACCACAAAGGGGAGUUGAUCGGGAAGGAACUGACCGAACUCCCAAAGAGCGACAAGAACAGAGCUGACCUGCUGGACACCAUCAACACCUGCAUCAAAAAAGGAAAGGAAUGGCAGGGCAUUUACUAUGCCAGAAAGAAGUCCGGCGACAGUAUACAACAACAUGUGAGGAUAACUCCGGUCAUCGGCCAAGGAGGGAAGAUUCGACAUUUUGUAGCCAUCAAGAGACCUCAUUUUGACAACAAUAAUCAGGUGCACAAGCUCAACAAGGAGGAGAAAUGCAGCGGGGAAAACUCACAGUCAGAGUGCCAUUCUCUACGUCACCGGGACAGGAGGAAAGACUCAAUUGAUGCCAGAUCUAUCAGCUCUCGUGGAAGUGACGCUCCCAGUUUACAGAAUCGUAGAUAUUCCUCCGUCGCCAGGAUUCACUCCAUGACUAUCGAGGCUCCCAUCACAAAGGUAAUCAACAUCAUCAAUGCAGCCCAGGAGAGCAGUCCGGUGACGGUGGCCGAGGCUCUGGAUCGGGUGUUGGAGAUCCUGAGGACCACCGAGCUCUACUCACCUCAACUCGCCUCCAAAGAAGACGACCCCCACACCAAUGACCUGGUCGGAGGGCUCAUGAGUGAUGGGCUGCGGAGACUCUCUGGGAAUGAAUAUGUCUUCUGCAAAAAUAUGAGCCAGAGCCAGCUGGCGAUCCCCGUCACUCUGAAUGAUGUCCCUCCACCCAUCGCUGAGAUGCUGAAUGAUGAGGAGUGCUGGGAGUUCAACAUCAUGGAGCUGGAGGCGGCUACACACAAGAGACCGCUGACUUACCUCGGGCUGAAGAUCUUCACCAGUUUCGGGGUGUGUGAGUUCCUGAGCUGCUCGGAGGCCACGCUGCGCUCCUGGUUGCAGCUGAUGGAGGCCAGCUACCACUCCUCCAACUCCUACCACAACUCCACCCACGCCGCAGACGUGCUGCACGCUACGGCCUACUUCCUCCGUAAAGAGAGGGUCAAGAACAGUCUGGACCAGCUGGAUGAGGUGGCGGCACUGAUAGCGGCCACGGUUCACGAUGUGGACCACCCGGGCCGGACCAAUUCCUUCCUGUGUAACGCAGGCAGCGAGCUGGCCAUCCUCUACAACGACACGGCGGUGCUGGAGAGCCACCACGCCGCCCUCGCCUUCCAGCUCACCAUCAGAGACAGCAAGAGCAACAUCUUCAAGAACAUAGACAGGAAUCAGUUUCGAACACUGCGACAGGCAAUCAUCGACAUGGUGCUGGCCACAGAGAUGACUCGACACUUUGAGCACGUCAGCAAGUUUGUCAACAGCAUCAACAAGCCAAUGGCUGCCAUAGAAGAGACCAGCACGAGUAGUCUGAACAGCGACUGCGAGGGUCAGGCCAACAUCAGGAACUCUCCGGAGAACCGUCUGCUGAUAAAGAGGAUGUUGAUCAAGUGUGCAGAUGUGGCAAACCCAUGCAGACCGCUGGAGCUCUGCAUUGAGUGGGCCGGACGCAUCUCUGAGGAGUAUUUUGCACAGACAGAUGAGGAGAAGAGACAGGGGCUGCCGGUGGUGAUGCCGGUGUUUGACAGGAACACCUGCAGUGUGCCCAAAUCUCAGAUCUCCUUCAUGGAUUACUUCAUCACUGAUAUGUUUGACGCCUGGGACGCCUUCGCCAGCCUGCCUGGUCUCAUGGAGCAUCUGUCGGAGAAUUACAAUUACUGGAAGGGCUUGGACGAGAUGAAGUGUAAGAGCCUGCGCCCGCCUCCUGCUUCUUGACGGAGUCCUCGUCGCCUCAGCUCAUCCAUCCCUCCGGGCAGGGCAGGAAAGCGAACGCAGCUGGAACAAUUAGUCUCUUCUGCUGUGAUUCAACGGGGAAAUGUUCAUGGCCCCGAAGCUGGGCAUUCGGGACCCUGAGAGUCGACAUGACGGACACUGAGACGCUGUUUUGAUCUCAAAUCACAGCCUCUUUUCCUUCUCGUGGUUCUUGGUUGAGCUGGGGUUCUUCCAGUGGAGAACAGGUUGUCAUUUGAGGGCCCUGUCGACUAACUACUCUUAAACACACCUCCAUGAAACGGUGUGCCCCGCAGCUCACCUGACAAUCUGUACCAUACAGUGUAACACACCACAAACCUGCACUUUAGCUUAUCAAGACUAUUCCAUUUGGAGCGUCCUCUUGCUUUUCACAGUUUUUACCUUUUCAUUUCCUAAUCUUUUCACUAUACGUCUGUCUAUUGCUGAAUAAGAUGGUGACCAAAGCUAGAGGCACUGAAGUGAAAGCUUGUUCCUUGUCUCAAAAUGCCAACUUGUGAAGGUGCUCAUCUGGAAUGAUCCAUUACUAUGAGCUGUGAUCCUGUCUACAGUAUGAGAGACACUCUGACUUGUGUCUGGGACCAAAAACUGUAAUGAUAAAGUAUCAGAAACUAUAGUUAGCCAAUUACCAGGGUCCAAUCAGAGGAGGAGUACACGUUUUCUAAAUGUCCAGCCCCGUAUACCGAGCUGCCAUAGAAGAAGGGCUGCUGCGUUUGAGAUUAUUUUCUUGGUUUAAAGAUCAUGUAGCUUCAUUACGGUAUCAUUGUCCUUUGUGCACUGUGGAAGAAGUCAGAUAAGAUCAAAUACAGGAAAAUAAUUGCACUGUAUCAGAGCUGCUUAAUUUAGCUGUGAUAUAAAAAUAUAAUUUGUUACAUACAUAGCUUUGUGACACCAACUGUAGACACCCACAUAAAAAGGAAAAAUCUGAACAAGAAUAACCUUUACAUGUGAACCCUGAAUGUUGUACUGUACGACAUAUACAAAUCCUGUAGAGGCCAUGCAACGUCAAAGUGGUGAGUAGCUGUGUUCGACCUCUGUGACCUCACAGAUGAACAGGCUCCACAUCGUGUUUGGAUCCAGCCUGUAAACAGCAGCUGCAGAUCGACCCUCAUGCUAAUCUUCUCCCGCUCUCACAUGGUUUCUGUUGAACCGCUUUUCCUGUUUCUAGAAAUCCUCACCUUGCAGUCAUAUGGGGAGAAAUCUUUCCUGCACAUGAUUUUCAGAUAAUUUAAUUUCAGAGAAACAACACCUUCAGAUCGUGAUGUGCAGCAAGUGUCUGCCCUCUAGUGGCUACAUGGGGGAAUUGCACUAGUAAUAUUAGAUCUGUGAAAGUCAUGUUAGACACAUUAUUACCCCACUUUGACUAGAAAAUACAGUGAUUUUGCUUUAAUAUAUUAACAUUUAACUAGAAUUACCUCUGAGUUUAUGCUUCUGUGUAACUUUCAGAUCACUUUUCUUUUAACGUGAUUUACAUAAUUAACAUAUAACAAUUGGGUUAGACAUCACAUAGUAAUUAAUCUGCAGAUAUCCAUAAACCAUCUGAGCUGCUUUGGUGAUAUUUUAUUACCCACUCUAGUCCCAAGUUUCAUUCCAAGAAAUGCUCAUUAAGUAUUAACUAAAGGCACAUAAAGUUAUAUACUGGUGCCUUAUUAUUUUAUAAUUUUCGCGCAAACAGAAGUACUUUUAGUUGCAAUAUUUCCAAUUCUCUUAAAAAAAAUUAAAAAAGAAGCCAUACAUGUUUUAGAUACUUAAGAAUAAAAAAAUGACCAAUAUGUUGCUUAAUGGUCUGUGCUACAGUUUUGUGAGUCAGUGUUAAUGGUUCUGUCACAAUGGUCCUCACAUUUUAUCCUUUUGUUGUACGACUAUGAGGUUGAAUCAGGGGAAGUUGGAUCAGAUGUGAAUUCCACUGUUGCUUUUAGAGUUCUCGUUUCAGUUCCCUCUGUAGAGUCCACUAUUCAGAAUAGAGUGAUUUUAUUGAUGACCAAGGUCUUAAUCAAAGCCUUAAUCUUGUCAUGUUUCUGUGUUUUAGGUCUGCUAUUGUUGCAAUACACUGUAAAAUUACCUAAUGUACCUGCUGUUCUUGUAAAUACUCACCCACUAUAUGGUUUCAUUUUUCACUUUUUUUUGGGCGGUUAUGUGUCACAGGGGUGAUUUCCAAAAUCUCAGACUUGAAAUGUGGCUCCAGCUCUGAAUGUUUCAUGACAUGAAGAUAUUUUUGCUAGUUGAUAAUGAAGAUUUCUAUACACAAAGACGAUUUAAAUAUUUCAGAUUUACAUGCCUUUCCUGUGAGCAGCAGUGACUGGAGUUUGAUGGUAUCGGUUAGAUGAGAUGACGCCUCUGAGUCUGCAGAGGCUCAGACAGAUUGUGUAACUGCUCGUUAUGAAAUGAUAAGCCUUCAUCACGAACAGUGAUUUCUUUUUCCUCUCUCUUCCAUCUCUGACACCGAUGGCCGGCUGCGUGCCAAUCCUGUGUAGUUUUCUAUCAUUUAUAAACAGAACAACAAUUAGGUGGCCACGUUAUAUACAUAACCAAUUAUUUUUCAAAGACAGAUUACUGGCCAUGAGAACUGUAAUGUGUGUUUAAGAUGUUACUGCCUCACGCAUAGUUGUGAAAAAAAAGCUUUCCAUCGGAUCAACUUCAAAUCUACCUUGUUUGUUUAAAAAGUUUAAUUAAGUUUGCUCUCUGGAUUAUGAUGUCUUAUUUUGAUGUUCUCUGUCAAACACCAAAAUGUAUUGUGAGAGGCGAUUAAAGCAUUCUUUAAAUAUCAA
This is a messenger RNA of Eleginops maclovinus (Patagonian blennie), 5737 nucleotides long. RefSeq names its product phosphodiesterase 8B (gene pde8b). Gene Ontology annotation, molecular function: 3',5'-cyclic-AMP phosphodiesterase activity. The transcript has 23 exons. The record is from RefSeq and is a predicted model, not a curated record. Gene Ontology annotation, biological process: signal transduction. The coding region runs from base 324 to 2936 and encodes 870 amino acids. NCBI's taxonomy places the organism in Eukaryota, Metazoa, Chordata, Actinopteri, Perciformes, Eleginopidae.